Messenger RNA from Puma concolor (puma), 2047 nucleotides. It is a transcript of the gene FGFR1OP2, whose product is annotated as FGFR1 oncogene partner 2. Gene Ontology annotation, biological process: response to wounding. Lineage: Eukaryota; Metazoa; Chordata; Mammalia; Carnivora; Felidae. The record is from RefSeq and is a predicted model, not a curated record.
CUCGCGAGGUUUGGGUCCUCUGAGCGUGCAGGUCCGAGGCGGUCCGCGGAGGUUUACCUCCGGCCAGUGAUGGGGCUGAGCUCCGCUGACCUUUCCAGCCGCAUCUCCACUGAUGGUCUCUGCUGGGUCCUGAGUCUGCUCGCUGAAGAAGGUGAACAGACGAGCGGAGUCUCUUCCCGUGGGUGCGUAGGUCCCUGUUAGCAGAGGCUUUGAGUCCUAACGCCACUGCUGACGGCUGCGAGGGAUUGAGACCAGAGUAUUCCUUUAGAAAUGAGUUGCACAAUUGAGAAGGCACUUGCUGAUGCUAAAGCUCUUGUUGAAAGAUUGAGAGAUCAUGAUGAUGCAGCAGAAUCUCUGAUUGAGCAAACCACAGCUCUUAACAAGCGGGUAGAAGCAAUGAAGCAGUAUCAGGAAGAAAUUCAAGAACUUAAUGAAGUUGCAAGGCAUCGGCCACGGUCCACAUUAGUUAUGGGAAUCCAGCAAGAAAACAGACAAAUCAGAGAAUUGCAACAAGAGAACAAAGAAUUGCGUACAUCUCUGGAAGAACAUCAGUCUGCCUUGGAACUUAUAAUGAGCAAGUAUCGAGAGCAAAUGUUUAGACUGCUAAUGGCUAGCAAAAAAGAUGAUCCAGGUAUAAUAACGAAGUUAAAAGAGCAGCACUCCAAGAUUGACAUGGUACAUCGUAACAGCUCCGAAGGAUUCUUCCUUGAUGCAUCUCGACACAUCUUUGAAGCAUCUCAACAUGGACUGGAGAGGAGGCACUUGGAAGCAAAUCAGAAUGAAUUACAAGCACAUGUUGAUCAGAUAACAGAAAUGGCAGCAGUAAUGAGGAAAGCCAUUGAAAUUGAUGAGCAACAGGGCUGCAAGGAACAGGAACGAAUAUUUCAACUUGAACAAGAAAACAAAGGCUUGAGAGAGAUCCUGCAAAUAACUCGAGAAUCAUUUCUGAACCUUAGGAAAGAUGAUGUGUCUGAAAGUUCAUCUUUGUCAGCAUUAGUGACCAAUAGUGACCUGAGUCUGAGGAAGAGCUGAAGAGCCUGUAAGUGUGUGAGCUUCCUGCAAGGCUCCAAAUGGUCACUGGGACUGGCCUACUGACAUGAAUGAACAGAAAAAUCCAUCUCAACCCUUUAUUUUUUUUCUAUAGUAUGUACAGUGCACUGGCAAUGACAUUCUUACGCUGGCAAAAAUGCAGAAUUAAUGGUUGUAGAUUUUAUUCCAAAAUAUAAUAAAAAAAUAGAAACUUUGUUAAUUGGGGAACAAACUAAAGAUUUUUUGAGUGACUGCUGAACCUAAUAGCAGUACUGUUGCUAUUCUGGCUGAUACUUGGAUAAACAUGAAUAUUCCCAAUAAAUGUUUGGGAAUUCAUAACAUUAUCCAAAUUUUAAAAUAUACAUCUUGGCACAGUUUUGUGAAUGGAAGACUGUCAUAUUAAAUGUUAUUUCUCCUCCCUGUUUGGUGUCAGAGUUAACAAAUAGCUUAUGUACUGUGAGAUUUCAGCUUUAAUGGUUGCCUGUCUACCUUCCCAUUACUGUAAAUUUUGGUCAAAGAAAAUUCAGUUUGCAAGACUGUAGGAAUGUUUCAAAUGCACCAUAAACAAAAGUUAAUUUAAUUUUAGCUGAUUUGCCAUAAUUAAAAUACUCCACUAACAAUUAUCCAUAAGUUUAAGUUUAUGAAAUAUCAUUUCAGGAAUGAAAGAGAAAGAGUAUUACUUUCUAAGAAAGAUCUUAUAAGAGACAUAUUAGUAGGUUAAACUACUCCUUUGAGAGAUUUAAGUUUUGGUUCUAAAUAAUGAAGAUGAGAUUUUUCUCUUCUCUGGUUGAUCUUUAAGGAUAUUAGGUAGUUCUUUUAGCUAACAGAGUUGCAAUGUUUGAUAUAGCAAGCUAGGUAUGGUAAUGUCAAAGUAAAUUGGGGAUUCCUCUGCCUCAUUGAACCCUUUUUUAAAAGUAUUCUUAAGAAAUACAGAAAGUAAAUUAAAAUUUCAAAAUAAAAUUUGUUUUCUGGUCCUCAUAACCUGUAAGAUUUUUCUUAUACUCUGUCAGUCAAAGGG